Messenger RNA from Nylanderia fulva, 2576 nucleotides. RefSeq names its product E3 SUMO-protein ligase ZBED1-like. Gene Ontology annotation, molecular function: DNA binding; protein dimerization activity. The record is from RefSeq and is a predicted model, not a curated record. NCBI's taxonomy places the organism in Eukaryota, Metazoa, Arthropoda, Insecta, Hymenoptera, Formicidae.
AUCUUAAUCUUGCUGCACGAAGGAAACAAAAAAAUGCGUCAUGUGUCGUGUGUGACGGGAGAUAUAUUUCGAUUUUGUCUCAAAAAUUGAAAAUUGCUGAACUUUUUUCGUAUUUAAUGCGAGUCAGCGAUGGAUGUCAUAAACGAUAACGAUAAGGCAUUCGAAGAAGCAUUUCACAAUCUGUAUGGAAGUGAAAUCGAAAUCAGUAAUGACGACGAAGAAAUCGAUACACAAACACUGUUUCAAUCUAUUGAUGAUCUGGAUUGUACAUUGAUCGAGAAUACAGAAGAUGAUUCUCGAGAUUCUCAAGUAGUACUAGUGAUAGCCCAAGAGCUCCAAGAGGAGAUCACGCCAACUGAAGCCUCAUCAAAAGGUUCAGGCGUAACAAAGAUUAUCACGCCAACUGAAGCUCCACCAAAAAGUUUAGGCGUAACAAAGAUUAAAUCUGAGUCAAAACAACCAAGUGCAGCGUGGCAAUAUUUUGAAAAAGAAACUAAUGUUACAGCCCGUUGUAACAUUUGCAAUAAGGUGUAUAAACAUGGCGGGAACACAACAAACUUGUUUCAGCACCUUAGUGCAAGCCAUGCAUUGUUUUGCCCCCAAGCUAAUAGACUGAAGCGAAAAGUUCAUGUGACUUCUGGAUCUAGUGACGAUUCUACUGAUGAUCCUCCACAGUCGAAACGAGGAAAAUUCAAAUCACAGGGAAAGUUGAUUAGAAUCGACGAAGCAUUUGAGCGUACGAAAUCAUUUUUAGAAGGAGGCAAGACGUCUGACAAAAUUACAAAUGCCAUUUUGUAUAUGAUCGCGGUCGAUAAAAUGCCAUUAUCUACAGUGCACAACGAAGGCUUUAAAUUACUCAUGAAAACAGUAGCACCUCUCUACACUGUGCCGAGCAGAAAAACCAUGACAAGAUUGAUAGACGUCCGAUAUGAUGUAUUGAAAGAGCGCUUUAUAGCCACUCUCAAAAAACUUGAUUCUUAUUGCAUAACAUGUGACAAUUGGACAGAUGUCGGCAACCAAAGUUAUCUAGGCGUCACUAUCUACUAUGUAACUCCACAAAUCGAAAUGAAGAGUGGAUGCGUUGGAGUUUUUCCGAUGAGUGAAAACCACACAUCACAGUACCUCGGAGAGUGUUUAACUUCAGUUAUAAAGGACUUCAAUUUGGAGCAAUCGAGAAUUACGGCAGUCGUUACGGAUAGUGCGGCCAACAUCAAAAAAGCUGUACGCGACUUCGUGGGACAGGACAAACAUUUGGCCUGCUUUGCGCAUACUCUAUCUCAUCUCGUACCAGACGUACUAGUCGCUAUGCCCACUGUGCGGGAAACGAUUGCAAAAGUGAGGGCUAUCGUAACAAUUACAAGAAGAAGCGUCGUGGCUUGCGAUGAAUUAAAGAAGCUGCAAAUACGAGACGGAAAAACGGAAGGAACCACGUUAAAAUUUAUUCAAGAUGUUCCUACACGUUGGAACUCGACGCUCUACAUGCUAGAAAGAUUUCUUACUCUCGAGGAAUAUGUUUAUCCGGUUAUGUCGAAGUGUCCGACUGCACCAGAUAUGUUAAAACGAGAAGAAAUGCAAAUGUUGAAAGAUGUUAUAUCCCUCAUGAAACCAGUCGAACGUGUCAUCACUGAAGUCAGUGGAGACUCCUAUCCAACAUGUAGCGUUAUUAUCCCGUUAGUUCGCUGCCUGAAAGUGGCUGUUCGAGAAUAUAAGCCUUCAACAAAAUAUGGACACGAGUUUAAAGAAAAACUUGAAGCAACGAUUAAUAGACGAUUUAAAGAUUUUGAGUUGCAUAAAAUACUAGCCAUUUCAAAUAUACUGGAUCCGAGAUUCAAAAAACUCCACUUUGAAAGCGCUCUGGCUGCUUCUUCUGCAAUAUCGCGAAUUAAUGAUUACAUUAAAAGGGAUACUGUACAAAAAAUGUAUGAAAAAGUACCCAUUGAAACGACAGCAAAAAACGAUCUCUGGAGUUUUCAUGACCACUUGGUUGCGACUAAAGCUGACUACGGUGCUCACAGCGAAGACGUUAGUUUUGAAAUAAGACAAUAUUUCAGCCAACCAGUCAUCCCGCGCUAUGAAAAUCCUCUCAAGUAUUGGUCAUCAAUGAAACUCGCAUUUCCGUCAUUGUACAAAUUGGCAAUAAAAUACGUCAGUAUUAUUGGCACGUCGGUGCCAUCCGAACGGCUGUUUUCUCAAGCUGGCGACAUCAAAACCGACAAUCGAAACAGACUAUCCGGUGAGCACUUAAACAAACUGUUGUUUCUCGGUUCGCUUGCACGAAAGGAUUGGGGUUUAGAGUGACAACAAAACUGUUAUACUCCUGCAACUGUAUUACUGUAUUCCUCUUUUGUGACUGUUUUGUUUUUUUACUAGAUAAGGCAUGAUAUUUUUUUAAAGUAAACGGUGACAGUUCCUAUUUUCUAUCUAACAUUUCCUAUUUCUGUCAUUUAAUUUUCAGUUUUUUAUUCGAAAGUUUAUUCCAAUGUAAAAUAACUGUUAAGUAUAUAAUGUGUUGUAACUUAAUGCAAUUGAGUGUUUUGCUAUUCUUGUGACCUUUUAUUCAUUUAUUUAAAACAAAU